Molecule: messenger RNA, 1848 nt
Organism: Cylindrotheca closterium
Lineage: Eukaryota; Bacillariophyta; Bacillariophyceae; Bacillariales; Bacillariaceae
Source: the annotation of a GenBank genome assembly
AUGAGAUACAUCCUCCUCAACGAAGGGGAAACCGACAUCCCGUAUCCAAAUGAGUCAUAUCACUUCGAUGAUCUAAUCACGACCGUCAAGCAGAAAAUCAAUGAUACGUCAGCGCCAUGCGAGACAUAUCCAAACUGCUCCACCUGUCGUGAUGCUGGAAAGUACAACCACUGCCGUUUCAAUUUUGAGAACAAUAUAAUCACAAUAGUGUGCCACAAAUGCAAGGGAAAUAGCCUAGAGAUGCAUCGUUUCAAUGUGUAUGUCACAAACCCUGAUAAAAUGUUGAAGCCACGGGAUGAAGAUCUAGUUUGCAGGGAUGUCGCCAAGUUCGUCCAAGCAUUGGAACUUCCAAGAUAUAUGAUAGGAGAUCUUUCAUCCAAAGUUUCUUCGGCCAUUGGAGAUAUUCUCGGGUCGGCCAGCAAAUUAAGGGUGCUUGAGAUGAAAGCAGCAGAGUUGACUAAAGCCAACAUGGAAUGCUUGUGCAAAGUGGUUUCGACGAGUACCGUGCUUGAACAGUUGCAUCUAUCUGGUUGCUGGCAUGAAGAUUCCCGUUUGGAUCGAUUAUAUCCUCCGAGCUCUAAAUACCAAUCACUUGCCAAUGCUAUCGGGGCCUCCAAAUCCCUUCAGCUUCUCCGCAUUUCGGAGAUGGAUAUGGACCCUGAACAAUUUCUGGUGGAUUUGUUUGCAAGUAGCGCACACAAGCUCAGAAAGUUCAUUCUAACUUUCACUGAUGUUGGAAGUGUAGGUAUACAAGCAAUUCAACAAGUUCUAGAGCAUCCAGAAUGCCAACUCCAAUGCUUGGAUUUGUCCGGACUUGAAAAUGAUACCAGUAUCACUGCGGUUGCCAAUGCGUUGAGGGUUAAUUCGGCGCUGAAGGAACUUGUUCUCUCCUGCGACUAUCAGAUACUUGAUUGUGACAUUUUGACAUUUUCGCAAGCCCUCGCUGUCAACUCAACUUUGGAGAAGCUGGAGUUGCGAUACGAUGGAUCUUCCGCUGAAGACUUUUUGCUCUCAUCAAAUGGAUGGAAAAGCUUUGUUCAAGGGCUUAGGGAAGUAACGAGCCUACGGCACAUUGAUCUUUCUGGAAGUCAUUUCACGAUAGAAUCCAUGGAGAUUCUGAUUGAAGGUUUGAAAAAGUGUGAUAACCUGACGCAUCUCACCAUGCAGAGGAUCUUGAUAAGCUCGGAGGAGGGUUUUAAUCUCAUUGGUGAUCUGAUUAAGGUAAUGAGCCUAAAGUUUCUCGACAUUUCCCGGUCCAACAGCCCCAUGUCCGACCAUGUCCUGGGAUGUAUUGCACAUUGCAUAGAGAGUAAUACAGGACUCGAAGUCCUCAAGCUUGUAGGUGUCAAUACCGAGGGACCGAAUGGACUCAAACCAAUCAUCAGUGGCCUUGCAAAUAAUACGACUCUUCAAGAACUGGAUGUUUCGGGCAGUAGCGAUGAUUAUCUAUUGAGGGAAGUUGCUGAGGCAUUGGUGAUCAAUCUGCAUUUAUCGAAGCUAAAUCUCAAGAAUGUUCCUCUUCCUUCGGACGAUUUUGAGUAUUUCGCAAAGUCUUUGCCCAAGAUGAAAGGUCUCGAGUCCAUUUUGUUUGGAGAAAUACAUCAUACUUUGGCUGUUGCUCUCCUCAAUGGUAUGAAGGAAAACGACACGUUGCAACAUGUGGAUGGUCCUUUUGGGGAUGAAAGCUGUUGGAGUAUGAUCGACUUUUAUCUACGAUUGAAUCGCGGUGGAAGAAAAAUGCUGAAGAUGGCGCCUCCCUCGGUUUUGUGGUCAAGAAUGCUAUCAAGAUCAACAAACGAUCUAGAUGUCCUCUUCUACUUGCUACGCGAAAUCGGAUUGCAUGCUUAG